Messenger RNA from Bicyclus anynana (squinting bush brown), 2535 nucleotides. Its product is annotated as retinol dehydrogenase 13-like. The record is from RefSeq and is a predicted model, not a curated record. The transcript has a single exon. NCBI's taxonomy places the organism in Eukaryota, Metazoa, Arthropoda, Insecta, Lepidoptera, Nymphalidae. Bases 1055 to 2035 code for a protein of 326 amino acids.
AUUUAAAAAACAAUUGGCGUGAAUAAUACACAUUUGAUUUUUUUCAGAAAUUCAUUGUAAAUUUGUGAACGUAACUUACAUAUUUUUCAACAAUAAUUGUUAUUGUUGUCUUCAUCUAGUGAGAAUGGUGAUCCUAAUUUGGAGAUGGAUGAAAUUUUCAAUCUGUUACCAUCAAAGUCGAGACGCAUUUACUUAAAUACUUAUCUACGAUACCUACGAAUACCUACGAAAAAUUUAAUAAGUGAAGAAAACAACAACGAAUGGAUUCACUUACAAAAGAAGUUUUUUAAACUAUUAUCUCCCACAUUAACCUUACAUACUCAUUAUUCAUCUUCACAGUAGUCGGAAAUUAUGUUACCGAGUAAAAGCAUCUCCCUUAAUAUCCAAAAUUGUAGACUUUGUACAUUAAAUUUUCAAUUAAAAUAAAUCAUUGAAUAUUGUACUAUACUAUUUUAUUUUCUCGCAAUCGUAGUGAAAAGCAGAGUGUAACACGUGAGGCUAAACCCAUUAUAUACUCGGUUUCUAUUUAGCCUAAAAAUACCUCGUAUAUAAUGGGUCUUUUUAGCCCCUUGUAUAACAAUCUACUAUUAUUCAACUACCAAUGAUCAUGAAAAAGUCACUGAUUAACAGUGGUGGGUUUUAUUAGAAUAAAAGAAAGUUCUGUGAAUCUUUUAGAAACGGCUUUAAUUGAUAAUCCACUGUCUUGUGUUAUUCAAAGUGAUCAGAAGGUAGCACAUACGAUGUUAUUUUUCGCUUUUUAGUUUAUUUUUGUGAUUUUAAAGUCGUUUGAAUGUUUUUGUUAAAAUGAUUUUAUUAUCAUCUCUCGUUAUAUAAAUUCUUUAAGACUUUAAAUUAUUUGAUUAUUUGUGCGUUUUAUAAGUUAGUCGUUAUCAUUAUUGAAUUUGAGCUCAAAUUUAAUAAUUUUCCUGAACUUGGCUUCCAACUUCCAUGCAUCACUUAACCACACAAUAUAUUUGAUGAAUGCAAAUUAAUACAAUUAAUGAAAAUUAACUAAAGGUUCCAAAGGUUAUUCGUACUGCACACUACUACAAAAAUGUUGUCUGCACUUUACGUUUUCUUCACUUUUAUUAUUAAAUUUUUUAGUUACACUUUAUUGUUAAUAUUAAUAUUUUUCGUCGGAUUAAGAGUUUGGAUAGAGCCUUUCAAAGUGAGAUGCAAGUGCAAAACGAAAUUAAACGGAAAAGUUGCUUUAAUCACUGGUGGAAAUUCUGGAAUUGGAUUCGAAACGGCUAAAGAUCUAGCUAAAAGAGGAGCUAGAGUCAUUAUUGCUAGCCGAAACGAUGAAAAAUCAGCAGAAGCAGUUAACAUUAUAAAACAAGAAACGGGAAACGAUGAAGUCGAAUACAGACAUCUUAACUUAUUGAAACUAGACAAUGUCCGAGAAUUUGCUGAAAAAUUUAAUAAGGAAUUCGACCGUUUAGACAUUUUAGUCAAUAACGCAGGAUGUGGUGAAAUUAAAAAAGGUUAUACGGAACACGGAAUAGAUCUACUGAUGCAGAUUAAUUACAUCGGUCCAUUCUUGCUAACUCAUAUGCUAUUAGAAAAGCUAAUAACUUCGAAGCCGAGUAGAAUUGUGAUGGUAUCAUCCUUCCUCCAUUUUCUUGGUAGCCUUGAUCCUGAAGAGCUAACAAAUAGAGAACCAGUGCAUACUUUUACUCGUUAUGGUAAAACUAAACUCUGCAUUAUAUUAUGGGCUAAGGAACUAGCGAAAAGAGUGCCACAAGGCGUCACUGUCAAUGUAUUACAUCCAGGACUUGUUGGGACUAACAUUUUCGAUAAGUUAAAUUCUGUUACCAGAUAUAUUAUACAUAUUGUAAUAUAUAUGUUAUAUAAAACAGCUGAGGAAGGUGCCCAGACGAUAAUACAUUUGUGCGUGUCUCCAAAUUUGGAAAGCUCCACCGGUGAUUAUUAUCAAAACUGUAAAAAAGUUAAACCUUUUAAACCAGCAGAAGAUACUGAUUUAGCAAGAAGAUUGUGGGAGAAAAGCAUAUCAAUAAUAAAUAAAUAUGCUUAGCAAUUUGCAUCAUCUAAAACCCAUGUAAACUCUGUAUACUUACGUUAAGUUAUUAUAAUUUUUAUUUUUAUUGCAAAGAACACGAUUUUAUUACCUACUGGCGUACGUAACUAAAAGUUCCAAUUUUCAAUUUGUUUUUUUUUUUCAAUAUGAACUAUUUUUGACUAGUAUGAGAAAUGAAUAAUUAAGCAACACAAUACCUACGUUUAUAUUUAAAAAAUAAUGUUUUUUUAUUUUGUUACUUUUUAAUAUGUUAUUAAUAGUCGCAGGGAUUCGCUGGAUGCAGGAGGCUCAGUAUCGUGAUGUUUGGAAGUCCCUACGCCUAUGUCCUGCAGUGGACGUCCAUCGGCUGUCAUUAUGAUGAUGAUGAUACUAUAAUAAACCAUAAAGACAUAUAUGAGUGAAUUCAAUGGCUCUGCCGUAUAAAAGAAUAUAGAAAAAUGUUCCGAUUAAAAAAUUAUUAUACCUAAUACCUAUUCCCAUACCUGGCAAAUUAAAAA